Triticum dicoccoides is the source of this 3314-nucleotide messenger RNA. RefSeq lists its product as uncharacterized. The transcript is spliced from 9 exons. NCBI's taxonomy places the organism in Eukaryota, Viridiplantae, Streptophyta, Magnoliopsida, Poales, Poaceae. The coding region runs from base 816 to 2186 and encodes 456 amino acids. The record is from RefSeq and is a predicted model, not a curated record.
CACCCAUCUUCUCCCUUCCUCAUUGCCCCCCUCACCGCAGCGAUUUCCGGUGAGCGGGCCACGCUUUUCCCACCAAGCCCAGCCGCUCGUCGACGGCGAGGGCUUCAUCCACCACGGGCGGCAUUAUUAUUGUCCAUUGAGGUUUCCGAUUUUGUAAGAUGGUCAGAGAGGAUUUGAACAAUGGUAUUAAUGAUUUCAUGGAUAUCUCAGGCAUGGGGCAUCGUGGCGUCAAUAAUCCCCCAAACGAGUUUGCCUCAAAGAAUGCUAUCAAUCUCAGUCUUUUUGGCGGUUCGGCAAAUUUCAACAAGUGGAUGGAUGUGAAUGUGAGCCCAUCUUGCUCUCCUCGGACCAGGAGUAAAGUCAAAAAUCUCAUUGGUGAGUUUGCGUCUGGCAUGACCAACAUUCUUGGGAAACUAGUUCAGGGUUGGACAAGCUUGUCUCAGGGUGAAAGUGAUGAGGUUGGCCGGCAUUUCCGUAAUGUUGCUGCAGUUGGUGCGCCAAUAUCGAUUGGUGUCAGUGGUCGAUUCGAGUACGAUAGCUCACGGGAGACUGGCGACACCCAGGAGAAUCUGUUUGAUGGCGACUUUGACUCGGGGCACAAUGAGGAUCAUGAUGAGGCUGCUGAGGCCGGUGCUGACAUAGAUAUAGAUGUGGACAAGCCAAGUGAGGAAGAUGGCUGUGGGCAGGACGGAACUGAAGUAGGCUCCCAUGGGCAAGACACUGGAAUUGACAAGGUAGGAUAGAGGCAUGAGGCAAAGGUCAUUGGUGGUACUGGUGGAAGCCGAGGCGGCGUUGCUGCUCUUCCGAAGAGGGGCAUGGAGGGUGUUGGUGAUGGCGUUGAUGUCGCGCUUAAGAGGGCGAGGGUUGAUCCUAUUGCAGCCAGGAGGAGGCAUUAUAAGAAGACUGCGGGUAGGAAAAAGUGUCCACCCAAAGCCACAACGAUCAAGAUAAAGUCCAGGCCCGCAUCAUCGAUGGAAGUUGCAGCUGUAGCCCCUGUGCCAAAAUCUAAUAUGGGUACCGUCAAUACAGCUAUUGCAAGCAGUUCAGCUACGUCAAUCAGUUUCCUAUCCUCGCUGGCAGAUAUGCUUUCUACAAAUGAAGACAUCCAAGACGCUCCUAGGGAUGAUCUCAUAACACCUAGGACCGAAGAGGUUGUUCCAGCACUAUUCACUUUGAUAACCGGUGUUAGUGGUGUGUUAGACGGAGGCAUUGUCGGAGGUAAGGUCCAACCGAAAGCUGAUAUUAUGGAGAAACAUUCUGCCCAAACUGAUCCUACUGUUGCUGCUGCCCCGGAGUGUGCGUCUUCUUGUCCUGUUCAAUCCCAUGCACACACAGUCGAUUUGCCUGCGACAAAAGGCGAUGUUAGUUCUGAAGCACUUGUCAGAGAUUCCACAAAUAUCUCAGACAUGGUUGUGGUGGAUUCGAUGGUGCGGACGAUUGCCCCUGCUACAACCGAUACUGAUGUGCUCCGUAAGUUGAGUCCCCCGAAGAAGGUUCCGGCAUGGUCAGCUAAGAAGGGUGAUGGAUCGAUGUUCAUUCGUGUGCCUUCUCUGUUUCCAGCAACUGCUUCAAGCAAUACAGUUGAGCCAGUUCAAAGUAAGGAGAUUAGAGACGUUGUGGGGCAGCAUUAUGUCGCGCCCCGUGCAAGCAAGCUACCCAAGCCAAGGACCAUGACGCCGAACAUGAUUAGGGUGUCUUGUGUAGCUUCUAGGGAGCAACUUGCGAGGAGCAAAUUUGUGGAUGAAGUUAUCGAAGUUCCUGACAGCACCCCACCUGCACUUGUCAAGGUGGCCACGUUAGAUUUGACCAAAUCAUACUUUCAGAAGCAAGGGACACCGAGGGAGAGGCGCCGUAUGGAAUUCACCCCACCAUCAUGCAGCCUUGGCAUAGAAAAGGCAAUUGAUGCAACGCGAGUCUCCUUUUCGCACCCUGUGCUCGAAGAACCAAUGCUUGCACAACCAAUUCUUCAAGUGUCGAAAGUUGUCAAGUUCGCCGAGCCUAUAGUGCAAGGAGAUUGUAUAGGCACGUCUGUUGAUAUAUUGCCUUCCUUGGAUGAAGCUUACGCAAAGAUGGAGCAAGAUGCUCCAAAACAUCAGUCCAUCGGGAAACAAGUUGAUUCAAGUUCGGAUCUUUCUACCCAGUCAAGUGCAGACGUUGUCAGAAGUGCUGCUAGAGGGUUUGUUUGACAGGCAAGGGUUGUGCAUCGGCCAAAAUCGGCUGACUGUGAGCCUACAAUUAAGGCUACAAAGGAACAACAUCAUUUGUACGAGCUUUUGAAGCGGUAUGCGGAUGCUAGAUCAAACAACAGAGCUACGAAGAAGAUCAGAGAAAUGAGGAUCAUAAAGUCCAGGGGCAAUCAUGUUCUUCUUGGUGAACUGGUUGAUGCCUUGAAGCCUACACGGAAAAUGAUUGUGCCGCUCACCUUCACUGCCAUUGAGUAUCUAAACAAUCAUGGUGGCCUCCCAAAAGGCAAGGUUAUUAUGUCCCACGGUGUUACCAGGAAAAUCAUGGCAGGUGACUUUCAAAAUAGGGAAAUCAAGAACUGUUUUGCACAUAAGGGUGAAUUCAAUCUAUCACUCAAGGAGUUGAUCAUGUUCCCUCUCUUCCAGGAACUUGCUCCAGAUAACCCAAUUGAUAAAGCUGGCCACUUCUACACUAUUUGCAUCAACAAUGAGAAGCAAAGGAUCAAGGUUCUUGACUCUAUGCGUUUAGAAUCGAGUGGGAGCUUAUAAUCACAUGUGGGGGAGUUCAUAUCUAAGUUGAAGGAAUGUUGGUAUAUCCACUACAAGGAUUCAAAGGCAAAGAUUGAGAAUUAUCAUGUAAAAUAUAUUGAGACUAAGAAGCAAGAGGGCAUCCAUGAGUGCGGUUUCUACAUGCUCGAAUAUUUUGCAAAGUGGCGGGGUCACAUUGUGCCCACCAUUACAAAGGAGAGCAUUGCUGAGCUUAGGAAGGUGCUCGCGUGGGACUGGAUCACAAACACCAAUUUCAAUGAGCUCCAGACUUCAAAGCAAUUCUUUGAGGAUACUUUGAAGGGUACCCUCAAUAAGCACAAGCGAAAGAUUUGAUUAUUGGGAGCUUUUAGUCUUACAUUCUUUUCUACGAGGGAAUGUAAGGUACUGCUCGCUUUUUUCAUUUCUUUUUACUGCGCUUUUAUCGUCAUUGUACCUCCUGCAGUUGAAACAGAGUGUUAUUUUUAUGUGUGCCAGUUUAUUAGCCAUAACUUUGAUUUGUAAUGACUAAUUUAGUGUGUCCUACACAUUUUCUAGAGUGUGGUAGUAAUGGAACAUUAAUGUGUGUUAGUAAUGGUAUAGAUG